UUUCAAUCACCUCCUGUGCUAUGAGUUACAGAAUCUUGACUUCGCAAAAUGUCACAAGCUCAAGAUAAAUCCAUGAAGGCUAUCGUUUGGGAAGGCACGCCCUUCCAGAUGGCCUUGAAGAACCAGCCUAUUCCUCAUAUUAUGGAUGCAAACGACAUUGUUAUUCGUAUCACAACAGCCGCAAUCUGUGGAACAGAUAUACACAUGUAUCACGGCCUCUUCGGCAGCAAAACUCCCCCGUGGAUCAUGGGUCACGAAGGACUCGGCACGAUUGUGGAAGUAGGAGAGGGUGUAAAAUCCCUCAAGGUCGGAGAUCGGGUGCUGGCUCCCGGAGCGAUUUACUGUGGAUACUGUGAAAAUUGCCACCGUGGCUGCCUUACCUAUUGCCUCACAUUCAAUCCGCCUACUCUCGUUGAUUUUCCGGGGUUUGGAGAAGACUUUGGGCCAAAUCUAGGCGGUGCUCAAGCGGAGUACAUUCGUGUUCCAUUUGCGGACUCAUCUUGUCUCAAGCUUCCUCCAACAACAGAGCAUGACCUCGACUAUAUCAUCCUCAGCGACAUUUUCCCAUCAGCCUGGCACGCACUUGACUGCGCAGGGUUCGAAGCGGGAGAUACGGUCGCAGUCUUUGGCGCUGGUCCACUAGGUCUGCUAUCUGCCUACUCGGCUAUACUACGUGGGGCAACCACGGUCUACUCGGUUGACUAUGUUCCUUCUCGACUAGAGAAAGCAGCCUCGAUAGGCGCUAUCCCUAUUGAUUUCACCAAGAACGACCCUGUUGAACAAAUUCUAAAACGCGAGCCGCGGGGUGUGCGUCGCAGCAUUGACUGCGUUGGGUUUGAGUGUGUGAAUAGCAAGCUCGAGCCGGAAGAGAACCUAGUCUUGAAUGAUUGUAUCAAGGUUACGGAGGCGACAGGAGGGAUUGGCCUUUAUGGUGUAUACCCUCCAUAUCCAGGCUCAACAGCAGGAACGCCUCUAGCUACAGAUAAACAAGGAAAAUUUCCCGUGCUUAUAGGACUUCUUUGGUUCAAGGGUCUAUCAAUUCGAGGCGGCGUGGCUGAGAUACAAAAAUUACAACCUAUGCUACAGAAGUUGAUUGAGAGUGGUAAGGCAAAGCCAAGCUUUAUUAUUGACGAGGUUUUGUAUAGUCUUGAUGAGGUGCCCCGCGCAUAUGAAAGGUUUUCUACUCACAAGAUUGGAAAACCGGUUAUACAGUUUAAUUCUUAAGCUAACAGCAUGGCUUUCAAAAAGUAGCUGUAUAUAUGGAGGUGGUGCGUGCAAGGAUCAGAGACCCAGUUCCAAGGCUUCAGACCUUGUGGCUUAGGGUCAGAAAGAUCAAAAGUUCAUUCUGUCUAUGGUUAGCUGUUAGCAUAAUUGUCAGAGUCAGCAAUUUUGAAUAUGCCAACAUUUGAACAUAAGCGAGACAGUCUAAAGCUGGAAAGGCGCGACUUUCGCCUCUAAUCAUGUGACAUUCACCCAUUGCUCGGUAGUGGUCGAGAGGUCAUUUCAGAACAAACAUAUGAUUAGUGUUUUUCUGCCCCGUUGCCAAGACACAAGCUUGAUUUUGAGCGUUGAUAUUCCCCGGUUCAUACUGUUGUCCUAAGCUUAUACUGUUAGCGUAAGUUUGCUGCCAAUCUACUAUUGCCUUUGGUUUCUACCGUAAGCCUAAGUUCAUACUACGGGUGAGAGUUGUAAACCUUACCCACUAGUCUGAGUACGGAUUCGUAUUUUAGUCUAGUGGGAAAAUCUACUGUCAGACAGCUAUGCAGCAGCGUAC
This is a messenger RNA of Aspergillus pseudonomiae, 1774 nucleotides long. Its product is annotated as glutathione-independent formaldehyde dehydrogenase. The record is from RefSeq and is a predicted model, not a curated record. The transcript is spliced from 2 exons. Bases 49 to 1224 code for a protein of 391 amino acids. NCBI's taxonomy places the organism in Eukaryota, Fungi, Ascomycota, Eurotiomycetes, Eurotiales, Aspergillaceae.